Molecule: messenger RNA, 5361 nt
Organism: Amoebophrya sp. A25
Lineage: Eukaryota; Dinophyceae; Syndiniales; Amoebophryaceae
Source: the annotation of a GenBank genome assembly
AUCUAAGAGGACAACCGCUUGUAAGAGAGACGGAGGGCACAGAGUUAGACGCAACUUUCCCAGUGAGAUGAGAGCGAUCGUUGGCAAAGACAGAAAAUCAAAAAUUUUAGAUAAGAAAAGACAAGGAAAAGUUGGUGAAUGGACCUCAAGCUAGGAGAAAAAUACAAAGAUUUGUUUUUGAGUUGAAAGUCAGGUCUCGUGAGAAACAAGUCUUCCCUGGUUUGCAAAUCGAUCGAAAAAACGAAACAGAGAAAACGCGUAGUAGCAUCAAAAUGAAUCGUCGAUUUUACGUCAUUAGGUGGUUGAAUACUGCCCAGAGGCUUAGGAUAAGCGAGAAUUGUAGACCCAGGUAACAAAAUCGUUUGCGGUGUUUUAGUGCCUGGCCGUCGUGCUUCAGGCUUCCCGCGGGGUAAUUAAAUGGAACUGUAGCGGGAAAAUGUAGACCCAGGCAACAAAAAAAAAUACGGCGACCGGCAUGGCAUGCAAGCACGUAGAACCCACGAACGAUAACAACGCCACGAGGGCAUAACAACAAGAGAAGCAGGAAGGGCCUAGCUUAGUGUUGUUCCACCAAUGCAAUGAUAAAGCUGGAGACUGCUUAGCGAUUCUUCGUGGGCCGGCUUACAUUAACGCGCAUGGAUCUCUUUAACGUAGUGGCUCCGCUUUUCGCGCCGUGAGUUCGCCCGUGCAUCACGCACAUAAUCACUAAUCUUAGCAGAGGCCUGGCCACCGAACUAGCGCGUCAUGUGUUCGCUUCGACGGGUUUAGCUUGGCUCUCUGGGGGUUCAUCAGAUAUUGCCCAUCAGGGUUUUUACUUAGCGCAGUAGGUCGGUCAUAGCGGUUGCCGUCGUGCUUAACCAUUUGCAUAGCUUUAUUGCCUGGCCGUCGUGCUUCAGGCUUCUCGCUGGGUAAUUGAAUGCUCGUAGUGCGGGAAUUUGUAGACACAGGUAAAAAAAAGGCCUGUAGCACAUGAAUGAAUGAAUGAAUGAACGUUGUCAGACUCGAUACUAAGACGUUAAUCAACGGCGUGAGAUAGAAGAAUGUCUCAAGGACUUUGCCUUUCGCAUUACCAUGAAUUGAAAAAUGGUGUAGCUAGGCUCCUCUAGAAACACGUUCUUGUUCGAAAUAUAAUGAUGAUUUAAUGUUGAUGGUUUUCAAGUAGCAGCUCUGAAAAUAUGUCGAGAAGUUGCAGAGCAGACAGAUUCCCGGAAAUGCUGCGAUAAAUCGUAGGGCAACGCAUCAUCUUCAAGCGCUUUCAUGCGUCGCUCACGUAUAUCUCCGAUUCUGCUAGUAUCGAAUCGACCCUAGGAGGAAAUGCGACUUCUAACGCACGAGAGAGGCAGCGAGGUGCGUUCGAGAGGCUCCGCAUGUCAGUUCUCAUGCGAGCAAUCGGAGCGCGAUUUGGAAGAUGUGGGGCAGUCUUCCGGUUCGAUACCGCGCCUGCUGAUGAAAGAUCCUCUAGAAUGGACAGGAACAGAAGUAGCGUGUUGGCUACAAUGGCUUGGUUUAGAACAUGUCAGCAAAUCCUUCCGCCACUUCGAUGGGGCUGGGUACUUUUGGCUUCUUGUGAUUGUGGACAAGUCACAGUUUAGUUGUGGUUCUUACUUGGUGAUGAACUCGGUAGGUUUCCAUUUACAAGUGGUUUAGCAAGUGGUUUAGAAGCCACUGAAAAAUCAGUUGUUGCGUACGUGUUUUCUAAAACUAUCAGGCUUAUCGAGUUGGCUUCAGCAAACGGGAUCCGAGGAGACGGAACAACAGACCCCGCUUGGCGAAAGCUGACAAUUGCGCAACGCGAGACGCUGCAGCAAGCGAUCGUGCCAUUGUUGCAGUACAACAGCGGCAGCGCAUCCCCUCCUCCUAGUCGUGGUGUCGACAUUGCGGAUCUUGCUGGAAUAGAUACAUUUUCGAGCAGGAGACUUACGUACUACGUCGAGGACAGCACUAGCAGGGAAUCGUCAUCGAGUAGAAUGAGAUCUUCCUUUAGCAGAAACGAACAGUCAGAUGGUGCUCCAUCUGCAGAAGCUGUAGGACCCAAUAUUUGUAGAGCAAUCGCGCAAGAGGGUGGCGCAUCUUCGUCGUCAGGUUCGCGUCGGCUCGUCUUGAAGGUGAUAGAGGGCCCGCUCAGUGGCGCUUCCUUUGACCUUGAUUCCAGUAAAGAAGUGACAGGAGGUCGCCAUUCUGCGAACAAUGACAUAGUUCUGGCAGAAUCGUUCAUUUCUAGGAGGCAUUUUGCAAUCUGGAGCUGUGACCGGUCAAAAGCCGUCUCGCCGAGCAAGAGGAAGCGAAAUCUUGAGAGUACCCGUGGCUACCAUCAGGACCCGUUUAUUGUUCCCGGAACAACGUCUCCACCAUCGAAGCGGCAUUUGCAGAAUAUGGAGACGACUGCCGAAGUAGAUAGCGGACGCUCUUCGCGAGCCGGGUCGCAGACGUUGGAGCCUCUGCCGCAGUGCCAAUGGCUUGUGCGUGAUUUAGGCUCCACGACUGGUACAUUCCUGAUGGUGCGAGACCAAGUGGUUCUUGCGGACGGCAUGAUUGUUCAGGUAGGCGCAACAGAAUUGCGCGUUGCAAUAGUCGAAACACGCACACUUGAAGAAAUUUUCGGGCCACUAGGCAGCGGCGGAAAGCAGACAUCGUGCUCGAGUCAGGAGGAAGAGGAAGAGCUGAUGUUUCAGACUGCAAUAGGUGCGAUACCGCGCGGCUCCAGACAUGCGUCCUCAUCUCCAUCGAAAGCAAAGGGAGAAAAAGGGCGAUGUAAGCACUCAGGUGAUACGACACUUCUCCUCUCAAUAGCUGCGCCAGGAUGCGAAGUCGACGACCAAUCGGCAGAUCGACGCGUGGCUGCUGACAUCGCUGGCAGCUACCGCCUAGCAGACGAUGACGCAGCCAUUGAGUUACCAACGGUCUCCAAAGGCAAAACUGUCAGGGUAGUCCCACGCCGCACCGUUUAUCUCACUGGGUCUCCGACCCCUCCUUCUGCUGCUGGCGCAACUACGAGCUCCUCCACCAGAGGUAGUGGUGGUGGCAAAGUGCACGACCGUGGAAAAUCCAUCGGGGCAGACUCGAGCGGUUUGGGUGCGUCGGACGACCAGCGUGGUGUAGUCUCGAUUGGCCGUGACGCAGCGAAUGCUUUAUCUAUUCAGGAUUUGCAGCUCAGCAGCUUUCAUGCCGCGAUCGAGCGCGAUUGCGUUUGCAGUAGUCCUUCUCGUAGAUGCGGCAGUGCGGUGUCGUCGCCUGAGAAGAGUAUUUAUUCGAUGUCGUCUUUGCCUUUCUUAUUCGAGGUCGUGACUAGAACUGGAACUUUACCACUCGGAAUGUGUUGAUGUCUAUCAUCUGAAGAAGAAAGCGCCCAUAAUUGAAUAAGGAAUAGUGCUAGGACGAGACUCCGUCUGCGGACCACGGACCUUACUCUUUCUUAUUUCAGGUGGCAAAUGCCGCAAUCGGUCACAGUUCGUUUUGACUGAUCGCUUUUCGACGAAUCGCAGUUGGUUGCGCCUUUCAAAGGACGGGGAAUUCUCACCGCCUUUCCGUUUUCGGGUGGGUGACGUGCUAAAAGUUGGGAGUUCCUUGCUGAUGCCCUUCGAGCCGUCACAGCUAUUGGAAGAAUCUGGAAUAACGAAGGCAACGGAUGCUGAAGAUGUGAUAUUGUCUGAACAACUAGGUAGUUUAGGACGUCCACAGGUUGCUGAUGGUGAGCGGGCUGGUGAUCGCGGUCGAGGGCGCAGUUGUGCCGCCGGUUCCAGUGCGUCAUCCUCAUUUUUCGAGCCGCAUCAAGAUCAGGCGGAAGCGAGACAGGACGAGCGACGGAGGAGUAGUAAUCGUGGUGUGCUCGAAGACCUUGUGGCCGAAAACGAGAGGUGGAUCGAGACUGUAGCGGCGAGAGGGUUCCCUGGCACAUCGACGGCGUCUGGCGGCGGGUUGUCGUCUUCUAGUAGUAGUACACGGGAAGACGUGCCAGCUUCUAGCUCUACUAGGACAAACGGCGGUUCGGACGUGCGAGAGCAAGUUACCUCCGGCAACAACUUUCUAGACGUUAUUGCUCCGCGAGACGGGGACUUGUAUUCAACUUGCGUUGAUGAAUUCCAGUCGUUGUCCGCUGCUGGAUCCAUAGAACAAGGGAGUGGAAGAGGAACAAUAUCUAGCGCAAAUGAGCAGGAUCCACCUUCGUCUGGUUCCAACAGUAUUGCUCAAACAGCCCAGACGGGAUUCCUAAGUGUGGGUCGAGGGCCAUCCGCAAGUGCGACAUCUCCAGGAGCGCCUUCAGUUGUUGAUGCGUCAGCGGCUCGUGUGCCGUCAAGUGGUACAUCUCUUGUGGAUGUAGAGUCGUCCACUACCCGCAUCGGAUUAGGGGACGAACAUCACGCUGCGAGUGUUCCGACAGAACCACCAGAUCCCAGUAGUAUGAGAAGCCUGAACGAGCGCAUGACAGACGCGAUCAUGAAUGUCUUUGAUCCAGGCAUCACCUCUGAGCAAUUUUUGCUAGAAACGGAGACCCGCGAGCAGCAGCGACUGUGGAAUGAGGCACGGGCGCGACAUCGACGAGGACGGCAGCAGGAGCGUGCGGAGAGGGAAGCGGCAGCUCUUGCCGCGCAGAAUAUUAGGACCGGUUCUUCUCAAACGGUAGAGAGUGGCAGUGAAGGUAGCCGAGGCACUUGCUCAGGCAGUGUUGUUGCUUUACCCGCGGAAGGGACGGUAUGUCCUUCUUCGAUGAGAGAGAAUAGCUCCGACACGUCAGCAAUAACGAGUACUAGUGCAAGGCCUCCAUUGUUACCGUCACAACACUACGCAGUCGAGGGGGCAACAGGCUCACGAGCUGCAGAUAGUACUGAUACCAACGCCGCAGGUUCUUCAACACAGCCGCCCCUGGCACUAGGAACGCACGUGAGAAACUACAGCAUUGCUUUCGGCACAGGCCUGUACAAUAGCAGCACUACAACUGGCGCAGGUUCGCAGCGCAGUACGUUCGGUGUUAUUCUUGACACUGCAGCAGCGACCGCACCUCGGACACCAGAGUCCACGAGAGGUAUCUCCAUAUCUUUGUCGGUGAAUGGGGAUCGGGCGCCUAGACAACCAGGCCCAAGGCCUGCUGGCGGACGGCAAGAUGCACAAUCGCAGCAAAGGACGUCGAGUGAUUAUGGGACGGGUACUGUCGAAGUCAGCAACCUGGACGGAGCCCCCGGCUACCAAAAACUGCAACAGCGAGAAGAUGAAAAUCUUUGUAAAAUUUGUUUUGACGCUGAAUUGAAUACUUGUCUCUACCCCUGCGGUCAUGUCGUGUGCUGUCAGAGAUGCUCGACGCAAAUUACUGAGUGCCCUGUGUGCCGAAAUUCUAUUGGAGAAGUGAUAAAGCUUUACAGGGUGUGA